AUGGGAGAGUCCGGGAGAGUGAUCAGAGGAGCAAACCCAUUCAUGUGCGCAUGGAUGCUGCCGUGCCACCGUCUCUUGACAGUACUGCUCGUGGCCGUGACGGCGUCGGCAUCGGCAUCGGUCAACACACUUCCUGGCUGCCCCGCGACAUGCGGCAACGUUAGCAUCCCCUACCCAUUCGGCAUCGAGACGAAGUGCUCCUUCCCAGCUCGAGGUUUCGCGCUUAGUUGCAACGACACUGGCAAUGGCGUCCAAAAACCAUUCCACACCAACGUCGAGUUCAUCAACAUAUCCUUGCAGGCAGCCCAGGCUCGCAUCUACAACUACAUAUCCUGGCAAUGCUACAACGCCACAUACGCCAACGUGUCGCACAACACAUGGCAACUAAAUUUCACCGACUAUCCAUUCCGGUUCUCCGACACCGAUAACAAGUUCACGGUUGUCGGCUGUGACACCCUCGCGUACAUCAGAGGGAAGAAUCAGAAAGAAAGCUACGUAAGCGGAUGUGUAUCGGUCUGCAACAGCACUGCGAGCCUGACAAACGGGUCAUGCUCUGGCAUCGGCUGCUGCCAAACCUCCAUCCCCAGGGGAACCUGCGUUAAUCCCGACCACAGCAACCUUUCCACGUCAGUGAAAUUGGUUAUAGCCAUCACAUUCUGGUCGCCUAGCUUUGUUUACAAGGUGCCCGAAGGACCUGAACAAGUAAACAAGACCUCUGAGCCACAGAAAUCCAGCACCUUGUAG
This is a messenger RNA of Elaeis guineensis (African oil palm), 744 nucleotides long. Lineage: Eukaryota; Viridiplantae; Streptophyta; Magnoliopsida; Arecales; Arecaceae. The record is from RefSeq and is a predicted model, not a curated record.